Molecule: messenger RNA, 1155 nt
Organism: Porites evermanni
Lineage: Eukaryota; Metazoa; Cnidaria; Anthozoa; Scleractinia; Poritidae
Source: the annotation of a GenBank genome assembly
ACACCUGGAGAUGCUGAAGGCGUGCAAAUAAUCUUCAAAGAAAGCCUUGAGGAACAGAUUGCAUGGUUGCAAAGAAAAGGAGAUUUAGAGGAGGAUGUCAUCCGGGUCAAGAUAAGUGGAGAUGGGACUUGCAUUGGGAAGAGACUAAAAUUAGUUAACAUUACUUUUACCAUUUUGAACGAGAAAGACGCUGCAAUGAGUGAAAAGGACAAUUAUGUCCUUGCUAUACUUAAGACCACUGAGAGCUACGACAACCUUAAAGAAAGCCUCUCUGAUUUAACAGCAGAAAUGACUAAAUUAAGUAAGGUUAAGGUGGGAGGGAAACACUAUAAUAUUGAAAACUUCUUGGGUGGGAAUUGGAAGUUUUUAGCAUGUGUAUGUGGGUUAGGGGCAGCUAACAAGGAUCAUGCAUGUAUUUGGUGCAAAUGCCCUCGCAAUCAGAGGCAUGACAUCCACAGAGUAUGGUCCCUUAGCAAUAGUGCCCAGGGUGCUAGAUCACUGGAGAAAAUUGCCAACUUUGCUAAAUCAAAAAAGCUCAACUGCAAAGCAACUCCUUAAUUUAGCUUCAGACCACUUGAUCAUGUAAUUAUUGAUACUUCACACUAUGUCUUUGCAUAUCUGAUAACUUGACUGAACUUUUAAUCAGAGAAUUGAGGAGAAAGGAUGCAAGUGACAAGGCAACAUUUCCAAAUGGGUUUUCCCAAGAGAAGUUUAAGCAUAUGGCCGGGUAUGAAGCAUUCCUGAAGAACCUUAGCAUUUCUUUUGAGUGGAGGAUCAACAAAGAUACAAAAAAGCUGGACUACAGAGAUUUAACUGGUCCAGUAAAAACUCAGUGUAAUGCAAAACAUUGACUUCCCUUCGCUUCUGCCAGGUGACCAAAAUAUAGAAAAACUGCAGCAGCUAUGGAGUGAGUUUAUGGAAAUCAUUGGUGAUUUAAAACUGGAUUAUAAAACAGAUGAGUCAAUUGUACAACUUGAAGUAAAAAUUAAGGGCUGGUUUAAAAUAUUCUUGUCCCUAUGCCAAGCCAAGGAUGUCACCCCUUAUAUGCAUGCCCUCUAUUCCAAUGUUCCAGAGUGUUUGAAGUUGUACAAAAAUGUUGCAUUUUUCAGUCAGCAGGGUAAGGAACAAUAUAAUGAUUUAGCUUCAAAAAAUUAA